GAGGGGUUGUUAGUCGGCGGCGGUAGGGCGGCAGCAGCAGCCCACAGCACCCAUGUUCAGUGGAGAGUCAGUGGAAGGUUCCCCCAGAUGACCGACGCAGACGUCUGGGAAUGACAGCCGCUGUCACCGAGAGUGACAGCUUUCGCUCUCUGUCGCCGCACCUUGACUAGCCUUGACUAGCCCCGGAGUGACGCGCUCUAUCAGUCGCACGCCAAAGAAGUGACACGGAGCCGGUCAGAACUAUGCCAGAGAUGGAGAAAGGGAGACCGCCGGAAAACAAACGCAGUAGGAAACCCGCGCACCCCGUCAAGAGAGAGAUCAACCAAGAGAUGAAGACGUUUGCAGAGAGCACCAUGAAUGAGCUCCUAGGCUGGUACGGCUAUGACAAGUUGGAGCUCAGAGACUCCGAGGCCACCGAGAUACGGAACUACCCCAACCGUGAGAGACGCCAGCAGCACGUCUCAGUUCUUAAAGAAAACUCGGUGCCCAAAUCCAAGAGCCUAGACAGCCCCAUGACACUGGCCAUGAGGAGUGGAGAGAGAGAAUCAUCCAGAGUCCCCUCUUCCUCCCCCGGUUCCUCCUCUCUGACCAGCCCUAAGGAGCAAAAGAGUGCCCCCGUAAUUGUUCCGCUUAUAAAGCCAUCGGCAGUGGAAGACGUGCAGAAUGUGCAGAUAGUGUGUGUGUGGUGUCAGAAGGAAGGGGUGAAGCGCUACUCUCUCUGUAUGGGCACCGAGCUGAAGAGCUUCUGUAGUGAGAAGUGCUUCGCCGCCUGCCGACGGGCCUACUUCAAACGCAACAAGGCCCGGGAUGAGGACCUCCAUGUAGGGGAGAGGUCCCCCCAACACACCCAUGCUGAUGAUUCACCACGACUCGUGCUGAACAGUGGAGGGGCCAGAUCUCUCUCGCCUGUACCGCAGGUGUGCAACUGGUGCAAGCACGUCCGCCACACCAAAGAGUACCUGGACUUUGGCGCCGGUGAGGAGCGGCUCCAGUUUUGCAGCACCAAGUGUCUGAACCAGUACAAGAUGGAUGUGUUCUACAGAGAGGCCAGGGCCACUCUCACCAGCUCCAGCCCAGGAAGACCAACCCAGGAGGGGAGACCCGAGUCCACCGGAGGGGUCCAGAACCAGAAGCUCCUGACCCCUGAAUCGUGGAGCAGCAAUGCUGGGGACGUGAGGGGGACGACCAGGUCGCCCAAAGGUCAGACGCCGAUCAAUGGUACAGUGGCACCAAGGACUGUGUCUCCAUCCGAGGCGUCAUCUUCGUCAUUGAAGGUUAACAUUUCAGGACUGAGGCACCUGGAGAGGCACGUCCUGCCACCACCCGCGCAGGUAGCGAGCCACCACCCCGCCCCCCACCCUCCUCACCCCCCCAUGGAGCACCACAAGGCCAUGCCUCAGAUCCCGCUGCCCUUCAUCCGGCCCCCUCUCCACGCCCAGGGCCUGAAGAGCCCCCUGGCCAACCCCCCCAGGGGCCACCCUGGCCCCCCUUCCAGCCCCAUCCACCAGCCUCCCCCUCACUCCCCCCAUCACCCCCACCAACCCCACCUCCAGCCCCCAUCGGCCACCUCCAUGAACCCACCCGGAAUACACCCCUACCCAGGGGCCUACUUCCCAGGCUUGCACUCCCCCCCUAUCAACAUGAUGGGGCUCCGUGGCCCCGUGCCCAUGCUCCCUAUGAUGAACUUCGGGGGAUGGCCGUCUUUAGGCCCCUUCUUCCCCCAGCCCACGGUCCUGGUGCCCUACCCCAUCAUUGUACCAAUCCCAGUCCCCAUCCCCAUCCCUAUCCCAAUACCCAUACCCCCUAAAUCUGCUCCUCCAGAAGCCCCAGGGGUCCCCCACAGUGGGGUUAUCCAGCCCGUGCCGGAGGGGAUAGAGGGGGGACGCUCCAGGGGUGUCAAUUUGCCUUCUCCCAAGAGCUUGGCGGCCAACAGAUUGGGUAGAUCCACCAACCAGGGUCUCCCCUCACCCUCAGACCACCCCAGAAGGGACAUCACAGAUUGGGUGAAGUUAGAGAGGCAGGCUCAGUCACCCAUGUCGAUCCCUCACAGUGCAGUGUCCUCCCCCAGGGCUCGCUACGAUGCUUCCCCAUCUUCCACCUCAGUGAUUGAGGGGCUGUCAGACUUUAAGCUGAGCCAGCAGCAGCAGCCAGAGAGGCAGGUCAUCCAGAGAGUGCUCCAGAGGACCCCGGUCAAACUGGAGCCCAACCCCCACGGAGUGGUGGACCUGUCGGGUCCGGGUGAGCCCGGAAUGGGGCAAGGCACCAGGCUGGUGGAUACCAGAGUGGACCACCACAACCACCACCAUGACAUUAUCAAACCCACCCCUCCACUAACCCAGUCAUCCCCUCUUCUGCACAACACCGCCUACCCCCAGAGCCCUAACAUACGACCCCCCUCAGACACCCCACCAACUCCCAGAGGGGAAUGCAGCAGCCCUCCCUGCGAUACCGCCACCCCCUCCCCCUCAACACUCCCAGACGUCCCCAAACAAACAACACCGUCAUCAUCCCCCGAUCCUGCUCCCAGCCCAGACUCCUCCCAGUCUCAGAGAGAGGCCCCGCCUCUUGGCCCUGACGCCGCCCUCAGUGAGCUAGAGGCAGUCAAAGAGAACAGCUGCUCCAAUGGACAGGUCCAGCUUCCAUCCAUCCCCACCAGCCAAUCAGAGGGGCCCUCGGCCGCUGGCGACGCCGAGGACCCCCACGUCCCAGAUGAGGACCAUGCCUAUGCCCUGCCCACCCCCAACCUUACACCCACCAGAACGGGCGGUGCCCCCACCAACACCCCCACCACUCUCCUCCUGCCCAAGCUUAGGGACAAGGGUGUUCUACUAUGCCCACCGAGUGUGGCUGGGCCUGGGGAUAUGGAGCCUGCUCUGAAGAGACGGUGCCUCCGCAUCCGAGAUCAGAUCAAGUAGGGAAGGGAGCGGUACCAGAUCCAGUGCCCCGCCCUCUUGGGUACAUCACCAGCACCAACGCCCUCCCUCCAACCCAUUACUCAGCCACCUGGGAGAUCAACUCCACCCUUCUUCUGACCCCGACGUGCCAAUCAAGGAAGCAGUCCAAUGGGAGAAGCAGUCCAAUGGGAGAAGCAGUCCAAUGGGAGAAGCAGUCCAAUGGGAGAAGCAGUCCAUGUGCACUUCCAGUACAUUCACAGCACAAGAGUGUGUGUGUGUGUGUGUGUGUGUGUGUGUGUGUGUGUGUGUGUGUGUGUGUGUGUGUGUGUGUGUGUGUGUGUGUGUGUGUGUGUGUGUGUGUGUGUGUGUGUGUGUGUGUGUGUAUAUGCACGCUGUAUGUACCUUUAUGUGGCAUUUCUGGACCUUCCCAAGGGACAGACAAUUCCAUCUCUGAUCUCUCCCAUAGUCCAGGAGCCUAUGAAGCCAGCCCAAAGAGCCCACUCAGCCCAGUUCCCAGAUACAAUCCUCAGCCAUAGUCAGGGGCUCUACACUGCACUAGAUGGUAGGCUGCUAGGCUACAAUCAGCAGCCUUGUGUGGUCUUCUCCAAUGGAGACUGAACCUGAUCUCUUUCCUGGGGAAAUGGUUUGUUUUCUCUGCCCGGCUCCACACAAAGAGCCACAUUGUUCCUCUCCCCCAUAUCCCACACUGACUCUCCUACUCUGGUUUUGGGUUACCUGGCUAACAGGGGCUCAGGCUUCAGGAGGAGUUUGUCUUUUUAAAUUGUUCUGUCUGACGGAGGGCCAGGAAUAUGUGUGUACCCUUCUCCUUCUUUCCUGUCCUUUCCACCCCGCAGUCCCCUCUCCAAUGGUACACACACUAGUCCUAAAGUGUGACUCUGACACCAAUUGCUUGUUAAUGUCCUCUUCCCCUCCUAUUUCCCCCCUCUAUGGACGAGGGUCAGUUCAGCACAUAUUUCUCUGGUGGUUUUCUGUUUGAAAGAGGGAUGGAUCCCUUGGGGCAAUGAAACAUGACAAAAUAAUUAACUGUAAACUAUGUAAUAUGAUAAUGAAAGAGAGUCCCAUAUAUCAUGAAAUCCACUAUUUGUGACUUGCCUGAGACCGGAAGACUUGUGUCAGCUCCCCAAAACGAAUGCCUAGGUUUUGGCUCGAAGGGCUAACACAGUCUUGUGGUGCGCCGGAGACCCAGCUUUCGAACCCAGUCAUUUGAUUUACAACACUGACUCGGCAAUGUGACAGAGGUAGAUCAUUUCAGUGUCCAAACCUACUCACUCUGUUGACGCUCUUUAUCUUACUCAGAUGACUCCUUUUGGUGGGUUUGGGCAGUCAUGUUACCAGCCAUGGUAUUAUUUUGAACUGUCAAAGGCUGCAAAAAAGCAGCUAUCAGUAUUACAGUUUCCCCUAGUCUGGGGGUUUAUAAUGAUGAUACUAACUAUAAGCCUGGUCCCAGAUCUGUUCAUGCUGUCUUGCCCACUCUUCUGGUCAUUGUCAUGCCAAACAGCACAAACAGAUCUGGGAUUAGCCUGAAAACGAUCUAGUGGUAGCAUCAUCAUCUGGAGGCCUUGCCAACACUCAUCAUCACAUUGUGAGAAUUCACUUUCAGUUUUUGCUUUACAUAGACUUUGACUUUAUAAUAAUUUAUGAAUGAUGCCUUCAUAGAUCUCCAGAAAGUGCUUUAUUGAUUUUUAUUUCGAUCCUGAUUAUUAUACUGUAUUUGUUUGCGAGUGCCGAAGCUCUUACCAGUGUCCAAAUGUUUUGUUUGAAUUUGUCCACUAGAGUGCAGUGUCUGUCUAUGGAACAUAGCAACUACCUGUCUCAUAUACCUUAUAUAAAUAAUUUUCAAUAGUGUACACAAUUGUUCAUUCAACCAUACAUUUACUGCCAAUUAUAAGUCUUGUCUUUUUUCACGACAGCCCAGUUUCAACAAUGCCUCGAUCUAUGCCUCGAUCCAGCCACAGAACAUCGCCUAUUGCCAUCACUAUAGCCAAAGUAGAACAUUGCCACAACCAUAGAAAUACAAUUCCUAGAAGGAUGUCCCGAUUCAAGUCAAUGAGGCCAUAAUGGGUCAUUCUAUUUCUAUGGCCACAACAACAUUGCCAAGUCAUUGGCUGGAAAGCAGACUCCUUGCUACGGGGGAGUGACCACACUGGCUUUCCAGGGUCUUUCUAUAGUCAUGACCUCGAAUAGCCUCCUGACCCACACUCCCCUCUCUCGCACACCCACACAAACACACACACACAUGCCUCUGCAAUCUCAAAACUGCAUUCCAAAAAGAACGUCAAUCAGCAUGUAACCAUGGUGAAAAGUAGCUAAUUCCAGUCAACAUGCUCACCCCAGGUUAUACCCUGUAGUGUCAUUGUAAUCUUAGUCUGGCCAAGGGACUGUGUCAACAACUAUAUGAGUCAGUGGUGGCGUCACUUGGCAUCUCUAUACUAUCAGUCUUGUGAUAUCGGGGAUAGUCCCCUAGCCAUACCUUUAGUGCAGUGUUUCCCAACCCUGGUCCUCCAGGACCCCCAACACUACACAGUUUAGUUGUAGACCUUGACAAACACACCUCAUUCAACUCAUUGAGGGCUUGAUGAUUAGUUGACAAAUGAAUAAGGUGUUCCUGUCUGUGGUUACAAUAAAAAUGUGUGCUGUUGGGGGUGUUGGGAAACACUGCUUUAGUGGCCAAGAAGUGAACAAAAAACUGCCAUGGUAUAUUACCCAUCUGCCUAUAGUAACUAACUCAAACCCUAACCCUAUAGUAUACUACACCUACCAUCACUGUCCCUCACCUGUUUAUUCAAGACUGUGGGGGGGAAAUUGGGAAGAACAAAAAAAAAUGCUAAGUUGUCUGAAACCCAUAGAUUGUGGACUCGGGACACUCAUUGAACAUGUAAGGCACCAUAUAAUUGACAAUUCACUGAUUGUUUGUAUUUAGGCCUAAAUUAAUAGCAUCAACUGGGAGCUGUUUGGUGGAUACCUAUUUGUAAAGUGAAUAAAGGCUAUUCUGAGAACAA
Oncorhynchus kisutch (coho salmon) is the source of this 5914-nucleotide messenger RNA. RefSeq names its product sine oculis-binding protein homolog. Gene Ontology annotation, biological process: animal organ development. The transcript is spliced from 7 exons. Gene Ontology annotation, cellular component: nucleus. Lineage: Eukaryota; Metazoa; Chordata; Actinopteri; Salmoniformes; Salmonidae. Bases 243 to 2915 code for a protein of 890 amino acids. The record is from RefSeq and is a predicted model, not a curated record.